Ceraceosorus bombacis is the source of this 1760-nucleotide messenger RNA. NCBI's taxonomy places the organism in Eukaryota, Fungi, Basidiomycota, Exobasidiomycetes, Ceraceosorales, Ceraceosoraceae. The record is from the annotation of a GenBank genome assembly.
AUGUCAUCGAGCCGCCUUGUUGCAAUAGAUGAAUCUCCAUCCAUGGUGCAUCCUUCCGUCCCCUCCGGAUCGAUCCUCAAUACGCUUGAUGAUCGAGGGCUUUUGAAGGACGUGACGUCUUCGAACGUAUGGCAGCACCUUGGUGAUCCCGAAAGGAAUCCAAGGACAAUCUACUGUGGUGUAGAUCCGACUGCAGCCAGCCUGCACAUCGGCAACCUCUUACCGCUCCUAGCGCUCUGGCAUGCUAGAAAGGUUGGGCACAGGGUCAUAGUCGUUGUGAGUAAUUCCGGCCAAGGACUCGUAUAAAACGGAGGUGUUCCCUCACAUCCGCUUACCGCCUUUCAUUGCAUCGGGCGAUAGAUCGGAGGAGCGACGGGCAUGAUAGGUGACCCGUCGGGCAGGUCAAGCGAGCGAAAUUCUCUAGAAGCUUCGCUGGUUGAAUCGAACGUGCAGCGCAUCACGGCCCAGGUACGAUCCACGUUCCAGACGAUGGACGUUUGGGCAGAGAAGCUUGGUCUGGGACGAUCAAGGGGAGAGUUGUUAAUCAAGAACAAUCGAGAGUGGUACGAAGGGAUGGGCAUCCUGGACUUUCUCAGGGUCGUAGGCAAAUACGCCAGGAUCAGUAAGAUGAUGGCACGAGACAGGUGAGUGGUCAUGUGCGGCUUGGUCAAGUCAAAGAUCUGACCUAUUGUGAAUCAGCGAGAUGCUGACACCCUUCUGCUCCCAAAGCGUAAAGAACCGAUUGACGCCAGAAGCAGAUGCAGACGAUGCGGUUGGGCUCUCAUUUACAGAGUUCAGUUACCAGCUUCUUCAGGCAUAUGACUUCCACGUGCUUCAGCAGAGGGAAGGAUGCACUGUGCAGAUUGGUGGCUCGGAUCAGUACGGGAACAUUAUGGCAGGUGUGGAGCUCAUCUUGCGGAUGAGAUCUCAAUCGCUCGAAUCCGCUGCGCAAGUUGACGCUGCUUCGUCAGAAAUGCCCGUUCCUACUGUGGCGCCCGCGUAUGGAAUCACAGUACCGCUAUUGACCACUGCGGACGGAUCCAAGUUUGGGAAGAGUGCCGGAAACGCGAUCUGGUUGGAUGCGCAGCUGACGAAGGAUCUGGAUCUGCACACUCAUUUCAUGAAGUCGGCGGAUGAAGAUGUGGCAAAGUACCUCCAUGCUUUGACUCUCUUACCUACAUUGGAAAUUCAGUCCUUAGUACAGAGACACAAGGGGAUGCCGCAAAGGGGCGAAGCGCAGCAGACUUUGGCGACUCAAAUGCUAGGUCAACUUAGAGGCGAAGAUUCCAUCAAACGUACCAAGCGUCAAGCAAAAGUACUGUACAAGACUUCAGUGGCAGACAUAGACGUAGCGGAAGCCCUCGAGCUCUUCCAGGACGAUCCUAGGUUGAUCAGGACUACCGUGGGAGAAUUUACCAGCAUGAGUGUAGCUAGAAUGGCUCACGAGUAUGGCUUGGCAAAGUCGGGUUGUGAGUGAUGCACUGCCCGUCCCGGAUGCUCCAGAUGGCCAGGUUCAUACUAAUUGAUUGUUUCGCUUUUUGUUGGCAGCGGAGGCGAGGAAAAAGAUGAGCAAGGGUGCGCUCUGGAUUAAUGGCGAGAAGCUCGAUGAUCCUAGGCUUUCUCUCAAGCUCAAACAUCUCGCUCCGCAGCGAGACGGAAAGACCCAUCUCGCGCUGGUUAGCGUGGGAAAGCAGAAAAAGGUCAUCGUCGUGGCUACGAAGGGAGAUGCAAGCGCGCAGGAGAUAUCAGGGUUCGAGUAG